ACUCCGAUUGUAGUACUCUUUUGGGUGGUGCGUCUUUUUUUCCCAUCAAUUCCACUAUUCCAGCAUGACGAGCACCGGUGCUGGAGAGCUCUUGCAAGCCGAGGCAGAGCUCUGGUGCCAUGCUUUCGGCUACCUCAAAUCCAUGGCGCUGCAGUGCGCGAUCAAGCUUGGGAUCCCCAACGCCAUCCACCGCUGCGGCGGCGCUGCGUCGCUGCCCGAGCUGCACGCCGCCCUCCCCGUCGCCGCAAGCAAACGGCCAUGCCUGUCUCGCAUCAUGACGUUCCUGGCCGCAUCGGGGAUCUUCGGAGUGGAGACGCCGGAAGACGGCGAGGUCACCGGCGUGCGCUACCACCUCACCGCAGCAUCUCGCCUCCUCGUCGAGGACGAGAGCGGCAGUGGUGGCCACGCAUGCCUGUCGCAGCUCGUCCUCCUGAUCAUGACACCGAUCCAUUUCAGGGCAUCCCAAAGCUUGGCUGACUGGCUCAAGGACGAGGACGACGCCGCGGCGGCGGAGACGCCGUUCAUGGCGGCGCACGGAGCGAGUUUCUAUGGUUUCGCAAGCCGCGACGCGGAGUUCGGCGCGUGCUUCAACGAGGCAAUGGGUUCCGACAGCCGCUUCGUGGCGGAGACCAUGGUCCGCGAGUGCGGCCCGGUGUUCGCGGGGUUGACGUCCCUGGUGGACGCCGGAGGCGGCGACGGGACGACGGCGAGGGCCAUCACCAGGGCAUUCCCUCACGUGAGGUGCUCGGUGCUGGAGCUGCCCCAUGUGGUGGACGCCGCGCCGGCUGAUGGCACCGUUGAGUUCAUUGUAGGUGACAUGUUGGAGUUCAUUCCUCCAGCUGAUGCUGUGUUACUCAAGUUUGUGCUACACAACUGGAGUGAUGAAGAUUGUGUCCGAAUCUUGAAACAAACAAAAGAAGCUAUCUCGACUCGAGAACCAAAGGGAAAGGUCAUAAUAAUUGAUGUCGUGUUAGGAUCGUCAUCGUGUAAACAGAUACGGGAAGCUCAGCUUUCGCUGGAUCUAUGCAUGAUGAUGCUAUUUCCAGGUAAACAGAGAGGAGAGCAGGUCUGGCACAAGAUGUUCCUAGAAGCAGGGUUUACUCGAUACAAGAUUAGCCCUGUCUUAGGAUCUCGAUCGCUCAUUGAGGUCUUUCCAUAGCUGGCCGGCAGAUGAACAUAUAUGGCCUAUACCCAAGACCGCAGGCCAUAGAUUAUUACAGAUUGCACCCCUUUUAAAUCAUGUUUUAUGAUCUUAGAUUUGCAUUGUAAAGGGUUUGUAUCAUUAGUUUCAAAGUGUAUUUAUUGGUAAUUUAAGAAAAAGUUCGGUUUACACUCUCAAACUAUCGUACAAGUCUGAUUUCCACCUUCAACUACAAAAUCGGAUAAGAGAGGACAUCCAACUGUCGAAACCGGGCAAAUUUAGCCCUUAGAGUGGUUUCGAAGGUUGUUUUGUAUUUUUAAAAAAAUUAAAAAAUCCAAUUAGAUCUUAAAAAAUCAAAACUAAUUCAUUUUAAAUCAAAAAUAUAUGAAAUUAGUACCAAAAUUUUUCUAAAAUUGUAACCUCUCUAUUAUUGGUCUAUUUGAAUCUUAUUUAUUAAAAAAUAAUAGACAUAACUACGAGCAACCAAAUAUUAUAAACAUAAAAAAAUUGAAUCUAAAUAACUGACAAGUAUAGUGCCAAUAGAAAGGUUAUAUUUUUAGAAAACUUUUGAUACCCAUUUCGUAUUUUUUUAUUUAAAAUAAAUUAAUUAUAAAUUUUUUAGUUUAAAAUUGAAUAUUUUUAAUUUUCACAAAAUGGAAAACCACCUUCAAAACCACCCAAAUGUUAAAUUUACCCGAUUUUGGCAGUGCAAUGGUCUAUGUUAUCCGAUUUUAUAGUUGAAGGUUGAAAAUCAGAUUUUAUGAUAGUUUGAGAGUGUAAAC
This is a messenger RNA of Panicum hallii, 1923 nucleotides long. RefSeq names its product trans-resveratrol di-O-methyltransferase-like. Gene Ontology annotation, molecular function: protein dimerization activity; S-adenosylmethionine-dependent methyltransferase activity; O-methyltransferase activity. The record is from RefSeq and is a predicted model, not a curated record. Lineage: Eukaryota; Viridiplantae; Streptophyta; Magnoliopsida; Poales; Poaceae. The transcript is spliced from 2 exons. The coding region runs from base 65 to 1159 and encodes 364 amino acids. Gene Ontology annotation, biological process: methylation.